AUGAGGACGCCAUCGUUGGACGCUCGACUCUCAGAUACAUGCGUUGGCACAUCUGCAGCUCCAACUUAUCUUCCUGCACAUUAUUUCAAGAACCAAUAUAAACAAGGCAGUGCAUUAGUUGCCAUCAACCAAAUUACGAAACAGAUUUUGGAUGGAAACCCAGAUUUCUUCCCAAUUAAGCCUAUGGAUUAUGGACGCUUUUUAGUCAUCUCAGUGGGCACUGGCUCGUCAAAGGCACAGAAGAAAUACAGUGCUCAAAAGGCAGCCAAAUGGGGAGUUUUAGGAUGGUUGUUGAACGGAGGUUCCACUCCAAUGGUAGAUGUUUUCACUCAAGCCAGUGCUGAUAUGGUGGAUUUACAUAUUUCCGUUGUUUUUCAAGCAUUUCAUUCUCAGGAAAACUACCUUAGAAUUCAAGCCAUCAGGACGCCAUCGUUGGACGCUCAACUCUCAGAUAUAUGCAUUGGCACAUCUGUGGCUCCAACUUAUCUUCCUGCAUGUUAUUUCAAGAACCAAUAUAAACAAGGGGAUGUGCAAGAGUUCAACCUUGUAGACGGUGGUGUUGCUGCCAAUAAUCCGCAGCCUCUCUCCCAGGCCACCCCCCUGUCCCCCAGUUCCGCCAGUGACUCCCACGGGCUCGAGCUCGACAAUCACGGCACCACUCUUCGUGCCCGCGCCUGCACCGUUCCAGCUUCCAAGCUUCACCCCCUCCUCCUCACUAGUCACUCCUUCCAGCCAGUGCUCGGUGCUCCAGUGCCUAUCCUCCCAGUUCCGCCAGCAGACUCUAAGUUAGUUUCUAAACACAGGCAUUUUUAUAUAAAUAUGAAGAAGGCUUCAUCCUCAGUUCAGAUACAACCCCCUACUUAUGGAGAUCUGAUAACAAUUCUGAGCAUUGAUGGGGGUGGUAUUAGAGGAAUUAUUCCUGCCACUAUCCUUGAAUAUCUUGAAUAUCAACUUCAGGUGCUUGACGGCGUAGACUUGCAGAUUACUUUGAUAUUAUUUGGCUUACUAGGAUUGGUCAGAAAACUAUUGAAACCUAUAGUUGGACCAAAGUACGAUGGAGAGUACCUUCACAAUGUUAUCAAGGAGAAACUUGGCGAGACUCGACUGGAUGAGACAUUAACUAAUUCUGUCAUUCCAACAUUUGACAUCGAAAAUUUGCAACCUAUUGUUUUCUCCACAUAUUUACUUGAGGCCUCUCAAUCAAUUCAAGGGCCUUAG
This is a messenger RNA of Fraxinus pennsylvanica, 1218 nucleotides long. Lineage: Eukaryota; Viridiplantae; Streptophyta; Magnoliopsida; Lamiales; Oleaceae. The record is from the annotation of a GenBank genome assembly.